Molecule: messenger RNA, 966 nt
Organism: Thlaspi arvense
Lineage: Eukaryota; Viridiplantae; Streptophyta; Magnoliopsida; Brassicales; Brassicaceae
Source: the annotation of a GenBank genome assembly
AUGGCGGACGAAUAUGGAGAUAUGAUUUACUUUGAUCCCUACGACGACGAACUCAUCAACAGCUAUCUAAUUCCCAAGUUGAAAGGUACGCUCGAAGAAACCUUCAUAUUGGACAUGGACGUUUACGCCAAGGAGCCAUGGUUGCUGCACCACACCGAGGAUCCUUUUUUCAAGAAGGACGAGUGGUACUACUUCGUCACAAGGACUCAAGUCUCUGCCAAGAACAACGGUUGUGGUAAGAAGGCGAAGCGGAAGAUCAACGAUGACAACGAUCGCGGGUGUUGGAAGGCGAACGCGAAAGAAAAUAUCAUCGACUAUAAAACAAGGAAGGUCAUUGGGGUAAAGCAAACCCUAACUUUCACUAAAAGCAACGAAAACAAGAAGAGGCAGAAGAGAGGAGACGGUACUUCUUCAUGUGCUAUUGCCCCACGCAGCAACAACAGCUGGAUUAUGACAGAGUAUAUGCUUCCGGGAGGAGAUCAGUUUCAAGAACUGGUCCUGUGCAAGAUCCACGAGAUUAAUAAGUCCAAGAAGAAGGACGAUCAUCAUGAAGCAUCAACUUGUUGCCAUCCUCAUCAUCUUGAAUCUUGUUCCUCGGAGCAGCAGCCGAUCAAUACUGAUCACGAGUCUUCUCUAGAGCAGCAGCAGACAUUAUCAUGCGGUGGUAAUGGACCCGAGAUUACGCACCUGGAAACGACGAGAAACAUGGUUCAUCAAAAAGAUGCAGACUCAAAGAUCGAGAUGUUUCCAGAAAGAUCAGCAGAGAAGGAUGCACAAGCUGAAGACACGGAGUUGGAAAAUUGGAUUGCAGAUCUGAUGGACAAAUUCACAACCAAAGAGAUGGAAGCUAUUGUCAACGACGAUGUUCAACAAAUACCAGAAGAAGAUGAUCAACAACGACCAUUAAUCACCGCUCUUCCUCAAAUGAUCGGGUUAUGGAUCGGGUUUGCAUGUGGAAGAAGAUGA